This is a messenger RNA of Lynx canadensis (Canada lynx), 3338 nucleotides long. It is a transcript of the gene NTNG2, whose product is annotated as netrin G2. Bases 690 to 2600 code for a protein of 636 amino acids. The transcript is spliced from 12 exons. The record is from RefSeq and is a predicted model, not a curated record. NCBI's taxonomy places the organism in Eukaryota, Metazoa, Chordata, Mammalia, Carnivora, Felidae.
GGCGGAGCGCCCGCGGGCGGCGGUCCUCGGCCUCCCGGGUCUGCGCGCCGGGAAGCGGCUCGGAGCGGGGGUGUUGUUGCUAAUGAGCUCUCUCUCCUCCCCUCUUAACAAUGAAAGACAAGCCAGCCCCGGGUACCUGGAUGCAUUGAGAGCGGAAGUGUGAGAAACUUCAUAAUAAGUUGCCGAUGGCUACCAGCCAAGGCCGGAGGGUUGUUUUGCUGUUGUGCUGAGCCCAUCACACAUUAAGGGUCCUUUAAAGAACCUGGAUUGAUUGGAGGGACAAAAAUUAGAAGCAAUCUGAUCCCGCCUCAUGCCGGAUCCCCGCGGAUUUGCUCCUUAUCCCAUUUCCAUCCGCUGUCACAAUUUGAGAGCCUGCCUGAUUUGAUCAGAUUCACCUCCGGGAGAGGUGUAAUGCCAAGGUUAGGAGGACGCCAAGUUAUGGGCAACUUUUUGAUCUGCCCAUCAGCAGUCUGAGAAACGCCGGCUCUGGGUUUUCCGCAUCGGCCUUCGGGAAGAAACAGGUUCCUCGCCCUUUGCGACCCGGCAGUCGGUGCUCGAGUCCCCCGGGUCAUCCAGCCACCACUGCCUGGCAGAUGUGGCCCUUCCAUGCUGAGGCCGAGAGUCCCGCCUGACCCAGUCGCUGCCUCUCCAGCGCCCGUCCCGGCCACGCCCCUGCGGACUGCUCAGCCAUGCUGCCCCUGCUGGCUCUGUUCCUGCACUGCCUCCCACUGGCCUCUGGGGACUACGACAUCUGCAAAUCCUGGGUGACCACGGAUGAGGGCCCCACCUGGGAGUUCUAUGCCUGCCAGCCCAAGGUGAUGCGGCUAAAGGACUACGUCAAGGUGAAGGUGGAACCCUCAGGCAUCACGUGUGGAGACCCCCCUGAGAGAUUCUGCUCCCACGAGAACCCCUACCUGUGCAGCAACGAGUGUGACGCGUCCAACCCAGACCUGGCCCACCCGCCCCGGCUCAUGUUCGACAGGGAGGACGAGGGCCUGGCCACGUACUGGCAGAGCGUCCCCUGGAGCCGCUACCCGAGCCCCCUGGAAGCCAACAUCACCCUCUCGUGGAACAAGAGCGUGGAGCUGACGGACGACGUGGUGGUGACCUUCGAGUACGGCCGGCCCACGGCCAUGGUCCUCGAGAAGUCCCUGGACAAUGGGCGCACGUGGCACCCCUACCAGUUCUACGCCGAGGACUGCACGGAGGCCUUCGGCAUGGCCCCCCGCCGGGCCCGCGACCUGCCGGCGUCGGGCGCCCACCGCGUGCUGUGCACCGAGGAGUACUCGCGCUGGGCGGGCUCCAAGAAGGAGAAGCACGUGCGCUUCGAGGUGCGGGACCGGCUGGCCAUCUUCGCCGGCCCCGACAUGCGCAACAUGGGCAACCUCUACACGCGCCUGGAGAGCGCCAAGGGCCUCAAGGACUUCUUCACCCUCACGGACCUGCGCAUGAGGCUGCUGCGCCCGGCGCUGGGGGGCACCUACGUGCAGCGGGAGAACCUCUACAAGUACUUCUAUGCUAUCUCCAACAUCGAGGUCAUUGGCAGGUGCAAGUGCAACCUGCACGCCAGCCUGUGCUCCGUGCGCGAGGGCAGCCUGCAGUGUGAGUGUGAACACAACACCACGGGCCCCGACUGCGGCAAGUGCAAGAGGAACUUCCGCACGCGGUCCUGGCGCGCCGGCUCCUACCUGCCGCUGCCCCACGGCUCUCCCAACGCGUGUGCCGCCGCAGGCUCUGCUGUUGGCAGCAUCGGUAGGCCCCGGAAGGACCCCAUCCCCAAAGCCCCUGUGGCCACCGUGGCCAUGAGAGGGGCCCCCAGCACUCUUGCCCUCUCCACAUCCGCUGCGCGGGGCCCCGGGGCCCCCAGCACCCCACAGCCCGCAGAGUGGAUCAGGCCAUCUACAGCUGCCCCCCUCGGGGAGAGCUCCCCCGGGCCCCAGAUGCCCUCCAGUGCAGAAGUUGUGGGCACCUUUGCUGCUGCCCCCGCCCCUGCCCCGGCCUCCAGACCUUUCCAGCUCAAGCCCAAAUCUGCUGAAGUGGUGCCCAUUGAAGAAUUCCAAGACUGUGAGUGUUACGGCCACUCCAACCGCUGCAGCUACAUCGACUUCCUGAACGUGGUGACGUGUGUCAGCUGCAAACACAACACGCGAGGCCAGCACUGCCAGCACUGCCGCCUGGGCUACUAUCGCAACGGCUCCGCCGAGCUGGACGACGAGAACGUGUGCAUCGAGUGUAACUGCAACCAGAUCGGCUCCGUGCACGACCGGUGCAACGAGACCGGCUUCUGCGAGUGCCGCGAGGGCGCAGCGGGACCCAAGUGCGACGACUGCCUCCCGACGCACUAUUGGCGCCAGGGCUGCUACCCCAACGUGUGUGACGAUGACCAGCUGCUCUGCCAGAACGGCGGCACCUGCCUGCAGAACCAGCGCUGCGCCUGCCCGCGCGGCUACACCGGCGUGCGCUGCGAGCAGCCCCGCUGCGACCCCGCCGCGGAGGACGGCGGCCUGGACUGCGACCGCGCGCCCGGGACCGCCCCGCGCCCCGCCACCCUGCUCGGCUGCCUGCUGCUGCUGGGGCUGGCCGCCCGCCUGGGCUGCUGAGCCCGGCCCGGAGGGGACCCUGCGCCCGGGGGGCGGCCCUGGGGGGGCUCGAGGGCCCGGGGGCCGGCGCCCGAGGCCGGGCGGCGAGAAGGGUGCGGCCCGAGCUGCUCCCAGGUGCUACACAGCAGAGCCCUCCCGCCUCCUCCCGCCGCGGUCAGUGGCACCUGCCCCCGCCCCGGCACUGCCCUCCGCCGCCGCAGGGGGCGCUGUGGGGGCUCUGGCCCCAGCCGCCUGCGAUUUGGGUCUUAGGUUUUCUUUUGUAUCACCCGCCGCCCCCCCCCCUUUUUUUUUUUUUUUUUUUUUUUUUUUUUUUUGCUGGUGGUGAGACAGCGGGUGGGGAGAAAUUCUCACCUCAACACCUCCAGGUCUGCCUCCCAACACACACACACGCACACACGCACACACACACACACACACACACAUAUGCGACUGUUGCAGACACCCCCUGCGCCUGUCCCUGGCUUACCAUAGGCCAGCGGACCCCGAACUCCUGUUGCCUACAACUCUUCUUUCUUUGUUUUCCUUUGCAACCCACCAGACUCCGUGAGGCCUGGUGACCAAGGAACUCACCGUCUGGGGGAGGGAGUUAGGAAGGAGGGUUGGGAAGGCUGGAAACUUGGUUUUGUAGAGAACUAUUUUUGUUUGUAUUCACCGGCCCCUCUCAGGGGGACACGAGCCGGAACAGGUGGUUGAUGGUGUAUAAUCCGCCAGAGUAAAGAGUCUGCUCACUGCUGCCUC